GAUAUUUAUAUAAAUUUUAAUUCAAGUUUUGAAGUUUGAAAUCAAUUGAUCAGCAAAAUUACAGCUGAAGAAGUAGUUCACUGAUGAGUGCCUUAAGACAGGCGCUGAUAAUCGGCGGCUCCCGAGGUAUCGGCUAUUCGGUGGCCCAAAGAUUUGCGAAAAGUGGUUACAAUAUCACUAUUGUCUCGAAAAAUGAAGAUAAUGUUAACAAAAGUGUAAAUCAAUUGAGACAAUGGUCUGAACAGAACAACAACAGUGUUGUUGUCAGUGGACAAGUCUGUGACAUAUCGAGACCCGAAUCCAUUGACAAUUUUGUCAAAAGUUUAGACCAGAGUUUAGGCGCCGUUGAAGUGUUGGUGAAUGCGGCGGCCGUUAAUCGGGAUAAACUACUAAUGAGUACCACUGAAGAUGUUGUCGAUGACAUUAUUGAAACCAAUCUCAAGGGAACCAUAUUUAUGUGUAAAUCAGUUUUAAGACGAAUGGUUAGACAUAAAAAGGGAUCCAUUGUUAACAUUGGUAGUGUUGUAGGACUGACCGGUAAUAGAGGACAAACCAUAUACUCGGCCUCAAAGGCUGGACUCGUCGGGUUUACCAAAUCGUUGGCCAAAGAGGUGGCACCGAUCGGUGUUACUGUUAAUCUAAUAGCACCCGGUUUUGUCAAAACUGAUAUGACAUCCAAUAUAAUAAUAAAUCCGAAACCCGAAGAUCUGAUUCCAAUGAGACGUAUGGGUUCGCCACAAGAGAUUGCCGAAGCCGUCUAUUUUCUGGCCAAUGCUUCCUAUAUUACCGGUGAAGUACUAAUAUGUGACGGAGGACUACAUCUAGUCUUAUAA
This is a messenger RNA of Oppia nitens, 833 nucleotides long. Its product is annotated as 3-oxoacyl-[acyl-carrier-protein] reductase-like. Gene Ontology annotation, molecular function: oxidoreductase activity, acting on the CH-OH group of donors, NAD or NADP as acceptor. NCBI's taxonomy places the organism in Eukaryota, Metazoa, Arthropoda, Arachnida, Sarcoptiformes, Oppiidae. The transcript has 4 exons. The coding region runs from base 84 to 833 and encodes 249 amino acids. The record is from RefSeq and is a predicted model, not a curated record.